Molecule: messenger RNA, 2067 nt
Organism: Zeugodacus cucurbitae (melon fly)
Lineage: Eukaryota; Metazoa; Arthropoda; Insecta; Diptera; Tephritidae
Exons: 4
Coding region: 387-1757 (456 amino acids)
Source: RefSeq, a predicted model, not a curated record
UUCACUAGUUUUAGUUUUUGAAACAAUGCGAAGGUUGCAAGUAGUGUUCUGUUGCACUUUUUAUUAAUAGUCAAUUAAAAGUUCUUUGCAUUCAAGGUUCGAAAAGUAAAAGUGAACUAAAAUGUAGUAUUUUCGCGGGAUUUGUUUACAAUAACGGGUAGCAAAUAAAAGUAUAUUCUUAAAUAAGAAUUUCUUAUUGCCUGAUUUCGUAUUUCUUGGUGACGUUAAAACAUGCAACUCUCGUAAAAGUAAAAGUCAUCGUAAUAUAGAGAAAGCACUCAAGCUGGCUUAAUUGUCAUUUUAUCAACACAAAUUCUAUUUACAAGAGUGGGUCACCGCACUCAAGGUUGUAUAUUUUCUUACGGCAAGUAAAUUAAAGUAUCCAAAUGGCUUCUAUACUGGACCUACCGGACGACUGCUUGAUAAUGAUUUGCAAAAAGUUGGAACGCGAUGUUCAACAAUACUGCUGGGGCAAUGUGUGUAAACGAUUUGAACAUAUCUAUUUCCGAUAUUUUCACAAUUGGAUGGAAGUAAAUGACAAUUUAGCGAAAAAUUAUGGUCAUCUCAUUGGGACCGGCGACUUUCCGCUGCGAACUAUAAAGAAACUUAAUUUGUCGAAGUCAAAAUGUACGAAAUACUUUCUGAAUAAAUUACGCGAUUGCCAUAAGGAGAUUGAAGAGGCGAAACUCUUUUCCUUCACCGAUGAGUAUUUGGCGGAAUUGUUGCCAUUACCAAAUCUGAAGAAACUGAUCUGCAUCGGCACUUAUAAUUUGAGAGGUAGCAGCUUAAUGGAACUCAACAGUCUCACGGAGCUGCACAUACACACUAAUAAAUUGUUUCAGCCGGAAAGCUUGCUGCAAAUAACAUAUUACAAUCCAUUGAGGACGCUUGUAAUGCCCAACGACCCACACAUGUUUUCGAAUAGAUACGCCUUUGAAAUGUUCGAAAACCUUAAAAACGUCGAACAGCUCGUGAUAGAAUUUAACCCUUGUAAAUCGUGGCAACUGGUCGGCACUUUACCGAAAUUGAAAAGGCUCGAGAUUUGGGAUUUCGUCAGUCAUGAGUGUGAGACCUGUUUGGAGGACCACAAUUUGUACGAGACAUGCGCAGGGCAACAUGCCACUAUCUUUUUUGAUGAAUUACGUCGGAGGAAUCAGUUGGAAGAAUUGGUACUUUCUGACGGUUACGUGUCUGAGCAACAUCUCUUGAAAAUUUCGGAGCUGACAAACUUGAAGCGUUUAAUAUUUUGUCGGGCUGCUUUAACGCAUUCCCUAUCACUGGGUGUCUUUAAAGAUUUGGUGAAUUUGGAAGAGCUACACCUUGACGGCUGCAGACUAAUAAAUGAGGAGGCUUCACUAGAGCUAAUAAGAUGUUGUAAGAAGCUCAAAGUUCUGCUUCUUUGGUUUGUUGGUGGCGUAACUUCGUACUUUCUUACGGAGGCAAAUGAUAUCUUAAGUCGCAGGCAACCGGCACCACUUGAGCCUUUGACAAUGGGUUUCUCUAAGUUUGUUGAAGUUACAAAGCUAAUCAAGUUUGAAAAGCCGCUUCCAUUUCUACGAUUUGUAAGACUUACGAGGAGGUUUGUUGGCGCAGAAGAAGACUAUUUGAAAAGAGAGGAGGACUAUGUGAGUCAAACGAAUGUGCAGGGUGAUUCGCUGAAAAGAAAAUUUUCCAUCAUGAAUAUGGAAGCCGGUCAAGAGGAGUUUCAAAUUAUGGUUAAAAGUGCUAAGACUGCACACGGCAAUGAGCGGAGAUAAAAUUUUAUGCACAAAGUUAAAAUAAAUGUGAUUAGAUUAAACUAUUCGAAAUCAAUUCUCUCUUUGUUUCUGGAAAUAGGAAAAAGCCACACGGAGCUAGGUCUGGCAAAUGUAUAGGCUGGGAGUACGGUUUUUGCCAAGAAUUUAAAUGUGAGCUUUCAUCGAAUGAAAAUCGCUAAGCUUAUAAAAACACGUCUAACCUCUGCGGCUUCUACAGACAAAGUAAGCAAUGAAUACAGAUGAACAUUUUAUCGUAUUUCAAGAGGAACGUACAUAUGUAUGUAUAUCAACAUAAUUAAAAGUAAAACAC